CAAACUCGGUUUCGAUUUGAGGAUAGGCACCAGUUUGCCUGUCCUAACAAAUUACACAUUCUUCUCUCGAUCACUCUCCAAGAAGCCUCGCAAGUCUGAUCAUCAAAGCAAGGUGUUUGAAUCAGCCGAUCAUGCUGUAGCAGAUCUUGUUGGAGACUCUAUGCUUCUUUCAGGAGGUUUUGGACUCUGUGGCACACCUGAUACAUUAAUCCAAGCUCUAGCCAAGCGUCCAGAAGUCAAAAAUCUCACAGCCGUUUCUAACAAUGCUGGUGUUGAUCAUUACGGUCUUGGAACUUUACUUCAUUCGGGUCAGAUCAGCAAAAUGAUUAGCUCUUAUAUCGGUGCGAACAAGCAUUUUGAAAACCUUUACCUUACUGGAAAAAUAUCAUUAGAACUCAACCCACAAGGUACUCUCGCAGAGAGAUGUCGAGCGGGAAGCGCUGGUAUACCCGCAUUUUAUACCCCUACCGGAUUUGGAACACCCGUACAAACUGGUAUGAUACCCAUCAAAUACAACCCUCAGGACCCCUCAAAGGUUGAGAUCCCAGGGAAGCCUAGGGAGGUACGAAGGUUUGAUGGUCGUGAUUACUUACUUGAAGAAGCCAUCAAAGCAGAUUACGCAUUUGUACACGUUUGGAAAGCCGAUAAGUUAGGAAACUGUGUCUUUCGAUAUGCUGCCCAAAACUUUAGUGGUGUGAUGGCACGAAACGCAAAGUUGACGAUUGUCGAAGCUGAGCAUAUUGUUGAGCCUGGUGAAAUUGAUCCAGGACAAGUGCAUCUGCCCGGAAUCUUUGUUGAUCGAAUCGUACCAGCCACAGCUGAAAAAAGAGUGGAGAAAGUGGUGUUAAGAUCGGAACCAGAGCCAAUGACUAACAGUUCACCAUCUAAGGAAACCAACCAAAAUUCUUCACAACAAAAACGAGAAUUGAUUGUUCGCCGCGCCGCGAAAGAACUCAAAGAUGGGAUGUAUGUCAACUUGGGUAUCGGAAUGCCUAUGCUUGCUCCAGCCUUUUUACCACCUGGUACACAUGUACAUAUCCAUAGUGAGAAUGGGAUAAUAGGCAUGGGACCUUAUCCAACUCCUGAACAAGUUGAUCCAGACAUCGUCAACGCUGGAAAAGAGACGGUGACCUUACUACCAGGAGCGUCUACAUUUGACUCGGCAGAAUCCUUUGCGAUGAUCCGAGGAGGACACGUGGAUGUAUCGAUCCUAGGAGCUAUGCAAGUCUCGAGCUCAGGAGAUCUAGCUAACUUUAUGAUCCCUGGUAAAAGUGUGAAAGGAAUGGGAGGAGCCAUGGAUUUGGUUUCAAACCCAGAUGCUACAAAGGUAGUGAUUGUCAUGGAUCAUUGUGAUAAAUAUGGUAAGAGUAAGAUUUUAGAGAAAUGUGAUUUGCCUUUGACGGGUACACGUUGUGUGAGCCAGAUCAUCACAGAUUUGGCUGUCUUUGACAUUGAUCGAGCGGCUGGUCAGAUGUGGUUAAGUGAACUUCAACCGGGCGUGAGCUUAGAAGAAGUUAGAGAAAAGACUUCUGCUCCAUUUGAGUUAGGUAGUGGAUUGAAAUGAAGUGAAUUGUGUGUGCAGUUGUUAUGACUUGUUUGUAAAUGUACCCAUCAGUUUUUUUGUAUUAGGCUUAACAGAGUUGUUUACAAGCAGUAUCAUUCCCUCUUGCU
Molecule: messenger RNA, 1671 nt
Organism: Melampsora larici-populina 98AG31
Lineage: Eukaryota; Fungi; Basidiomycota; Pucciniomycetes; Pucciniales; Melampsoraceae
Exons: 8
Coding region: 161-1564 (467 amino acids)
Biological process (GO): ketone body catabolic process
Molecular function (GO): succinyl-CoA:3-oxo-acid CoA-transferase activity
Source: RefSeq, a predicted model, not a curated record